UAUUGUUUCAGGUCAUGGAGCUGAACUCUUCUCCAGGCUAAGGGACUGACCACCUCAAACUAUUUCUCCAAGGUUGAUGGACAGCUAUCAUCAUCUUUACAUUGCCACUACUCCUAUAUCUGACUGAAGAAGCCCACUGCAUAGAUGAAACAUUUCAACAAUAAAGAUACCCAGUUGUUGCACAUGUGUCUUAAUCAUUUACAUUUGUGGAAUAUAAAUGUUGUAAAUGUUUCAUUCUUUCCUUCUCCCAGCUCAUGUCUUCAAGAAGCAUUAUACUGACCCUAGCAGUACCCAGCUCAUGUCUUCAAGAAGUGCUAUACUAACACUGGCAGUACUCAGCUUAUGUCUUCAAGAAGAGUGUUAUACUGGCACUGGCAGUACCCAGCUCAUGUUUUCAAGAAGUGUUAUACUGACACUAGCAGUACCCAGCUCAUGUCUUUAUACAUUGUAAAUCACGAAAAUUACUACACUCAUAAUUAAGCUGUGUACUUUUAAAAAUAAUGACCAUUAAUGACAUUGAAUUAAUUAUACUUGUGGUGUCCUAAUGUAACAGUUUAUUAUUAAUGAAGGUCAGGCAAAAGUUGCAUACUUAAAUGUUAUUUCAGUUUGAAUUUGCAUGAUCUAUACUUCAGUUAUCAGGAUAAAGCAUGUUAAUUUAUGUGGUACAGAUUCAUGGUCACUAAUUUACAUAGUAUAGGUUGUUAGAAGCUGUAUUUAUGCGAUAUAGUCAGACUAUAAUUACAAUGCACAAGGUGUAAACAAAACAUUUUAAACAUUCUGGCAUACUGUGUGUAAAUAAAUUCAGUAUAUAUAACAACGAUAAUGCAUCAUAUAAAAGAUAUAAGUGAGAAAACACAUCGGUGUUUAUUGUGUAUGAACGACUAUCCGUGUAAAACUCAUCUAAUACGUCACAUGAGAGUUCAUAUGCGGGGUAAACACCAUCAAUGUUUAGAAUGUUUAAAAGAGUUUUCAACUAAAUCUUAUCUUAGGAUACACAUGAGGAUUCACACAGGAGAAAAACCAUACCAGUGUUCAGAAUGUUUGAAAUCUUUUUCACAGAAAUCAUCUCUAAUACUUCACAUGAAAGUUCACUCAGAAGAGAAACAUUACGAGUGUUCAGAAUGUUUGAAGGCAUUUUCACGAAAAUCAUCUCUAAUACUGCACUUGAGAGUUCAUACUGGGGAGAAACCAUACCAGUGUUCAGUGUGUCACAAAGACUUCAUUUAUAAAUCAAAUCUCAUAACGCAUAUGAGAGUUCAUACAGGGGAGAAACCAUAUCACUGUUUAGUUUGUCCAAAAGUGUUCUCUGCUAAAUCAUCUCUGACACUUCACAUGAGAGUUCACACAGGAGAGAAACCCUAUAAAUGUUCAGAGUGCUUGAAAGAUUUUUCACAAAAGUCAUCUCUAAUACUUCACAAGAAGAUUCAUACAGGAGAAAAACCAUACCAAUGUCCAGAGUGCUCUAAAGAAUUUUCACAGAAAGCGCAUCUUGAACGACACAGGACCAUUCACACGGGAGAGAAACCGUUCCGAUGCACAUUGUGUCUGAAAAACUUCUCGCGGAAAUCCAAUCUAAUGCUUCACAUGGGAGUCCAUACAGGAGAGAGACCAUACCAGUGUUCCCAGUGUUUGAAAGACUUUCUAAAUAGAUCAAACCUAAUGUCGCACAUGAAGGUUCAUGCUACCGAGAAGCCUCAUCACUGCUCAGUGUGCCUAAAGGACUUCUCCUCAAAAUCAGAUCUUGUAAAACACACGAGAGUUCACACUGGAGAGAAGCCGUUCAAGUGUCCAGAGUGUCUGAAAGGUUUCUCACAAACGUCAUCUCUAACAAUACACAUGAAAGUUCACAAAGGGGAGAAACCCUAUCAGUGCCUAGAGUGUGUAAAAGCGUUUUCACGAAAAUCGUCUCUAAUACUUCACAUGAAGCUCCAUUCAGGAGAAAAACCAUACCAGUGUUCAGAAUGUCUGAAAGAUUUCAUAACAAAAUCCAAUCUCAUAACACACAUGAGAACUCAUACAGGUGAGAAGCCAUAUCAGUGUCCAGAAUGUCUUAAGGACUUUGUAAGUAAAUCAAAUCUGAUGACACACAUGAGAGUUCACACAGGCGAAAAACCAUAUCAGUGCUCAGUAUGUCUGAAAGACAUUGCUUAUAAGUCGGACCUAAUUAAACACAUGAGAAUUCACACAGGAGAGAAGCCAUAUAAAUGUACCAGAUGUCUUCAAGACUUUACUUACAAAUCAGAACUAAUAAAACACAUGGAACUUCAUGAAGAAGUGAAAUAAUA
This is a messenger RNA of Cherax quadricarinatus, 2285 nucleotides long. NCBI's taxonomy places the organism in Eukaryota, Metazoa, Arthropoda, Malacostraca, Decapoda, Parastacidae. The record is from RefSeq and is a predicted model, not a curated record.